AUGUUAAAUGACUGGCACUUCAAGAAGGGGCUACUGAAAAUCAGCGCUGCGAAUUACGAGCACAUGCUGAGUCCAGUCACAAAAGAUUGGUUCCUUGUUUCAAGCCCAUGGCCCGUUCUAGGCAUUGUUCUGUGUUACCUAUUCUUCUGCAUGAAGCUCGGGCCAUACUUCAUGAGUAACAAGAAGCCAUAUGAAUUGAAGACAGCUAUAAAAUUGUAUAAUAUAUUUCAAGUGUUAAUAAGCUCCUAUUUAGUGUAUGAGGGAUUCUUGUAUGUAUUUCACAAGGAUUACAGCUUCAAAUGCCAGGCACCUGACCACGAUGAUUCUCCUAGGAGUGUUAGGAUAGCAAGAAAUAUUUAUAUAUAUUUCGCUCUGAAAAUAAUAGAACUGCUUGAUACAAUAUUCUUCGUUCUUCGCAAGUCCUACAGACAAGUCUCGUCGCUACACCUGCAUCAUCACAGUUUAAUGCCAUUGGCAUCGUGGAUUGCUAUUAAGUAUAUUCCAGGUGGUCAAGGUGUGCUAGUGGGAUGGGUGAACAGUUUCGUCCACGUGAUAAUGUAUGGCUACUAUUUAAUAUCUGGAUUGGGACCUCAAUACAAGAAGUACUUGUGGUGGAAGAAAUAUGUUACCGUGUUGCAAUUGGUGCAGUUUGCGUUCAUCUUUUGCCAUAGCGUUACAAGCCUGUUCUUCUCCUGUGGAUAUCCAACAACGAUCAAAUAUCUUACCAUCGUGUACUCUGUAGUAUUCAUGAACAUGUUUGGCCGAUUCUACUAUCAAAACUACGUGAAACCAAAGGCACCAGCUAAGAAAAUCGAAAAGAAUGGAGUGAAAAAUGGCGUCAAGAAAUCGCGUACUGAAUAA
Zerene cesonia (dogface butterfly) is the source of this 861-nucleotide messenger RNA. RefSeq names its product elongation of very long chain fatty acids protein-like. Gene Ontology annotation, biological process: fatty acid elongation, monounsaturated fatty acid; fatty acid elongation, polyunsaturated fatty acid; fatty acid elongation, saturated fatty acid. Gene Ontology annotation, cellular component: endoplasmic reticulum membrane. Lineage: Eukaryota; Metazoa; Arthropoda; Insecta; Lepidoptera; Pieridae. Gene Ontology annotation, molecular function: fatty acid elongase activity. The transcript has 6 exons. The record is from RefSeq and is a predicted model, not a curated record. Bases 1 to 861 code for a protein of 286 amino acids.